Colletotrichum orchidophilum is the source of this 585-nucleotide messenger RNA. RefSeq lists its product as uncharacterized. The transcript has 2 exons. The record is from RefSeq and is a predicted model, not a curated record. The coding region runs from base 1 to 585 and encodes 194 amino acids. NCBI's taxonomy places the organism in Eukaryota, Fungi, Ascomycota, Sordariomycetes, Glomerellales, Glomerellaceae.
AUGGCUGCUCCCGCCACAAAGACGAUCGCCGAUCUCAACGGCAAGUGGGUCAUGAACAAAACCCUCUCUGACUCUCCUGAGCCUGCCCUUGCCCUCCAGGGCAUCGGCUGGAUGACCCGUAAGGCCGUCGGCCUCGCCACUGUCACCCUCGACGUCAAGCAGUACACCGCCCCGCCCUCUCCUCCCGGCUCCGGCACCGAGCCCGUCACUCACUUCGAUAUUGACCAGUUCGCCACAGCCGGCCUUAAGGGCACCACAGAGAAGCGCUGUGUCGACAACGAGUGGCGUGAGCAUUCCGACUGGAUGUUCGGCAGCGUUCGUGGCCAGAGCCGUUGGAUGACCCUUGCCGAGAUCGAGGACGAAUUCCUCAAGAAGGGCUGGCUCGAGAGCGACGCCGAGGCUACCGGUCCCGAUGGCAAGAGCCACCUCUACAGCCACGUCGAGAGCAUCGAUAACGGCUGGACCGCCUCCCAGAUCUGGGGUUUCCAGACCAUCGAGGGCGAGAGACGCUACACGCGCAAUGUGCUCGUUCAGAAGGGCGGCAAGAGAGUUGAGCUUCGCCUCGUCUACGACUACCUUCCAUAA